GACGCUUUCCGAACAUGGCGACAAGUCAGCAGUGGGUUUUGGUGGAAAUGGUACAGGCGUUUUACGAGGCACCUGCAUACCAUUUGAUACUGGAAGGGAUUCUGAUAUUAUGGAUUAUCAGACUCAUAUUUUCAAAGACAUACAAACUGCAGGAGCGCUCAGACCUCACAGAAAAGGAGAAAGAAGAAUUGAUUGAUGAGUGGCGCCCAGAGCCUCUUGUUCCUCCAGUCUCUAAAGAUCAUCCAGCUCUCAACUAUAACAUUGUUUCAGGGCCCCCAAGUCACAAGAUUGUUGUAAAUGGAAAAGAAUGCAUAAAUUUUGCAUCAUUUAAUUUCCUCGGUCUUCUAGAUAAUGACAGAGUUAAGAGUGCAGCUCUUGCUUCUCUAAGAAAGUAUGGUGUUGGAACCUGUGGACCAAGGGGAUUUUAUGGUACUUUUGAUGUGCAUUUAGAGCUAGAAGAAAGAUUGGCAAAAUUUAUGAAGACUGAAGAGGCUAUAAUUUAUUCCUAUGGGUUUGCAACUAUUGCCAGUGCAAUCCCAGCAUAUUCUAAAAGAGGAGAUAUUGUAUUUGUCGAUGAGGCUGCAUGUUUUGCUAUUCAAAAAGGCUUACAAGCAUCACGAAGCAGUAUCAAGUACUUUAAACAUAAUGAUAUGGAUGACUUGGAGAGAUUACUAAAGGAGCAGGAGCUGGAGGAUCAGAAGAAUCCCCGGAAAGCUUCUGUGACAAGGAGAUUUAUUGUUGCAGAAGGAUUGUAUAUGAACACUGGUGAUAUUUGUCCUCUUCCUAAACUGGUUGAACUGAAGUAUAAGUACAAAGUAAGGAUAUUUCUGGAAGAAAGCCUCUCUUUUGGUGUUUUAGGGGAACAUGGGCGAGGAGUUACAGAACACUUUGGAAUAAAUAUUGAUGACAUUGACCUCAUUAGUGCUAAUAUGGAGAAUGCAUUGGCUUCAAUUGGAGGAUUUUGCUGUGGCCGAUCUUUUGUAAUCGAUCACCAGCGACUGUCUGGUCAAGGUUACUGCUUCUCUGCAUCUUUGCCUCCUCUCCUGGCUUCUGCAGCUAUCGAAGGUCUUAACAUCAUGGAGGAAAACUCAGAGUUAUUUGAUACCCUAAGGGUCAAGUGCAAGCGAAUUCAUAAAGCUUUGCAGGGAAUUUGUGGUUUAAAGGUGGUAGGUGAGAGCUUCUCUCCUGCAUUUCACCUGCAACUAGAAAAGAGCACGGGAUGCCGUGAAAAAGAUAUGAAAUUGCUCCAAAAUAUAAUAGAUCAUUGUAUGAAUAGGAAAAUUGCAUUGACUCUGGCUCGUUAUUUGGAAAAAGAAGAGAAGUUUCUUCCUACUCCGAGCAUUAGGGUGGUAGUGACGGUGGAGCAAACAGAUGAAGAGUUGGAUACAGCUGCAUCGGUUAUUAAACAAGCUGCAUCAUUGAUCCUGGAUUAAAUGCCUUUUUGGAACCAAUUUUAAUCUCAUAUAUUCAGCACCCAGGUUGCCUUUUCUAAAUGGAUACAUUCCAUGUAUAAAGGAGGAAAGAGCCUGCUGAACUUGCAAAACAUAUAGAGAAAACCAAAAAUUAAAAGGGAACUGUCGUUAUUUUAAAAAUGCAAUAAACAAGACUUAUUUUUAUAGUUUUUUAUAAAUGUUUUAUUUAGUAUGUUUGCUCACAAGCAAAUAAAACAAUUUAGCCAUGCUGUUUGUCAGUAGUGCAUCACUAUUGGCUGACUCAUGCUGGAAACAGCCAAUUAGAGCAUGUCUAUCAGUGAUGUACAGCAUGAGUGUAUGUGUGAGUUGAUAAACCUAACGUUUUUCUCUGCCUGCAACAAAGUGUUAAAACUUAUAAAGAACUGUAAAAUAAACAACAAAAAACUACAUGUGAAACAUAUUUAUAAAACAUCCACUUGAUUUUAGUGGGAUUUAUUUUUAGAAUAGCAACAGUUCCCCUUUAAAUAUAUAUGGUGCGUGCAAUUAUCUUGAUAUGCACCUCUUUUUUUAUUAAUACAUUUUCUUUGUUAUUUUUGUACUUUUUCCCCUUCCUGAUGAUAAGCAAAUAAGACUGUUCUCACCGGCCCAUUCUGAAAUGUUGUAAAACAUAUGGGAUUUUUGCUACAACGACAUGAGCUCUGUUAGAGGAGAGAUAUACUAUAAAUACUUAUGUACAUGUUUUGUCUCAACUGCAGAUAAUGUCAACAUUUGUCACAUCGAUUUAAUCCAUUUCAGACCUGGCUUUGCCUUAGGAGGUCUGCCACAAGUACAUGGGGGGAGAGACCUGUAGCUUUAGUUUAUACUGCUAUUAUCAUUCCCUCAAGAAACAUUCUUCUGCCCCUUCCAUGGAGUGGUAAGGGCCGAUGAUCAUGUCAUUAGUUCACAUAAGUUUCUAGGUACAUGUAAAAAAUUUCUAUAAUUGCACUGGAUUUAAAAAAAAAUAUCCAAAGCAGAAAUGUUCAUGCCAUAGAAAGUGCUACAGAAACCAUUUCUAUUGUGUUUUCUUUUGUAUGCUAUUUUGUUUAAUUCUUCUUUUAAUCUUCACCUUGUCUUCUAAGGCUAAGCUAACAUUUUGUUUUAUAUUGCUGUUGAUUACUGCAGUACAGUGUCCUGAAAAUAUCCACUGAGUGAAUUUUAUAUUUAAGAGGAAAAGGGUAUUUCCUACGGCAAACAUAUUGUAUCAUUAGCAUUUUUUACAAGAAUUAUGAAACGUUUAUGGUUUUUGUAUAUAAAUGAUUCUGGCAGAAAAUAAUUUAUAAAUAAUACUUAGAAUAUUGUAUUGACUACUUUCACAUUGUUUUCGAGCAUUCCUGAGUACUGUGUCAGCCAUAACUACUUUUUUUUCCCCUUCUGUUUCCUAUUAGCUAGGCAUGAACUCUGGCCAUAAUUUUAGGGUUCAGCCAAAUAGCCAGUGCAUUACUAGAAAUUUUGCUGCCUAAUGAACUGAAUAAUAACUUGCAUAUUAAUUGUGCAGAAUGAGCCUUCGUGACUAAAGUUUUUAUCAGGGUUUUUUUUGUAAUAUUUCUGAGGUAUCCUCACUUUCUGGGGAGACAUAAAAAAUUGAAAUGGGCCCGAGGCCAAUUAUUUAUAUAAUCCUAAUGAAAUACAUUUCCUUUUGCUAAAUGAGAGCUACUCUGUAGUAUGCGCCAAUGAUAUCUUGAGCAUAAGAGUGAAUGAUGGAGGUUGGAACUGCGGACAGUUUGCACUUCAGACCAAUAUGGGGACAUUCUGCAGAGCUGUAUUUUUUUUACACAUUCCUUGUGAGAAAUGCUAUGUAUAUACAAAAAUAUAAAUAUAUGCACACACUAAUGACAGACAAUUUAACUGUAAUUACUUUAUCUCAAUGUAAUUCUAUUUCACCUAAAUAGUUUUUCCUUUGUAUUUGAAUGUUUCUGUACUGUACCACCUUUGGAAUGCUUUUUAAUAUGUGCCUUUUUUUUGUUGCUGCUAAACAGAAUAAAAACGUUCAAAUAGAUUCUA
Messenger RNA from Xenopus tropicalis (tropical clawed frog), 3452 nucleotides. It is a transcript of the gene sptlc1, whose product is annotated as serine palmitoyltransferase, long chain base subunit 1. Gene Ontology annotation, molecular function: serine C-palmitoyltransferase activity; pyridoxal phosphate binding. Lineage: Eukaryota; Metazoa; Chordata; Amphibia; Anura; Pipidae. Gene Ontology annotation, biological process: sphingomyelin biosynthetic process. The record is from RefSeq and is marked provisional.